Molecule: messenger RNA, 2086 nt
Organism: Aphanomyces invadans
Lineage: Eukaryota; Oomycota; Saprolegniomycetes; Saprolegniales; Verrucalvaceae
Exons: 6
Coding region: 45-1823 (592 amino acids)
Cellular component (GO): membrane
Molecular function (GO): sucrose:proton symporter activity
Source: RefSeq, a predicted model, not a curated record
CGAGGUGGUGGAGUGACCUAAUUGCGUAAGUUGUGAGUUUCAUCAUGCAGGUCGAGGUGCCGGACGACGCGGUGCCGCAAGUGGAGCAGAGCCCGAUGGCCGCGUCGGCGUACUCCCAAUUAGACGAAGAGUCGCUGGCUAACGACCGCGAAGAGCAGCUGCAUGAAUCGAUCCAGUACCCAUGGUACUGGCGAUGUUUCCACUUUACCGAUAGCACUGCAAUCGUUCUCGACACAGACGGGCCGAAGCCGCGUCGGCCGCGCUCCCAGAUGAACGUCCUUGACCAUCCCGUCGUGGUCAGCUUGAUCCUUCAAUUCCCGUGGAUCGGCCUUUCGCUCCUGUAUUUCUCCGUGUUCGAACUAAUGACGUCGUACUUGACGUCCAUCGGUGUGCAUUACUUUGUCCCGCGAUACAUGCCCGCGUUCCUCACAUUCGCGCUUGCUCCACUUGUUGGCGCCGCUUCCGAUCGGUGCUCGUCGAAAACAGGCCGCCGCAACCGCUUUUUGCUGUUGGCUACGCUCAAGUUGGUAGUGUCCGUCAUGUUGCUGGGAGGAUCGCUGUCGAUCUUUGGCAGCCACUUGUUUUUGCUCACUGUCAACAUUGCCGUCAUCGUGUGGGGCACCGUGUCGAUGGAGGUCGCAGUGCGGGCGCGAAUUUUUGACGAGAUUCCCAAGGAGUACCAGGUUCACGCGCAUGCAUGUGGGUCCAUCUGGCACAGCGUGGGGGUCGCCCUGGGGAUGGUUCUCGUCGGCGGCGGGGCCAAAGUCGUGUACGGCGACCAGAUCACGGAAGAAGUGAUGCUGCUCACAUGCGGGGUCGCGGUUGCCGCUAUCCUUGUCACGGUCGGCGUGUCGUUGUAUCUGAAACCCGAGAAAAUGUUGUACCAAGAGCGCAAGCACUCGGUGUCGUUGGAGCGAUUCGUCACUGAAAUUUGGGACGUCAUUGUCGGCGCCCCCAUGGAGAUCAAGCUCAUGUGUCUGCUGCAGCUCAUUGUGUGGUAUACCGUGUGCAUCAUCUCGUCCCAAUGGCUCAUGGGGGCGGUAGGAUGGCAUGGUUCUCGUUGGACAAUCAAAAGUACAAGUGGUGGGCGGAACGCGUGUUUCGGGGGUGUCCACAGCUUCAAGGCAAUGCCACAACACCCGACGGCGCUGUCAUCGCAGGCUGCGAUGCUACCGGCGUCAAGCUUUACAUGGAAGGUCUGGACAUGGCGCGCCAUGCUGUGCAAGGCUUGGUGGGUUCCCUGCACGAGGUCCUGGACAUUGCUUUUCACAUUUCACGCAGUCGGCCGUCGCGUUCGUUUCGACUCUCACGUACUUUUGGUGGAUUCCGAAAAAUCCGACGGGGGCGCAUCUCAAGCAAGUCAACUUGAUGUUCAUGACAACGGGCGGUGCGAUCCAUCGUGGCGCUCUUCCAUUCACUUGACGGACCUGUGGACAGUGUUCAUGCUGCUGUUGGCCGUCAUCGUCGGGUCUUGGUCCCACCUGAUCUCGUUUGUGGCGUUCGUGAGCCUCGGAGGCUUCUUCACCACCGUGUACAUUUUGCCCUUUGCCAUGACGGGCGUGAUUGCCAAGGACUUUAUGGACGCCACGGACCGCUUCAACAACAACGGGUUGUACGUCGGCCUUCUCAUGCAGUUUUCAUGCUGCGCGAAAUUCGCCGUCGAAAACUACAACACAACUGCGAUUUCGUCGCUUGGUACGACGUCGUUUGAGCCAUCCCGCGUGUUUUCAUGCCUCGCAGGGUCGGACGACGUGUUGGCGCUGCCGCUCCUGCUCUUUGUGGCGUCGACAGUAUUUACGUUCUUUUACAAGUACGAUGUGUAGUCGCGUGGAUAGGAACGACACCGAUCUUUGUUGAGAUGUCGUCGUCCCGCGGCGGAGCGCUAGGCAACGUGCGCUUUGAUCUCUUCCACCGUCGGCACAGGCGUCUGCCCCAUGGGGCAGGCGACCGGGCACGGCGGGGACCCAUUUCGUUGGAAGAGCAUCGUGUUGUGAUGGCCGCCAGGUGGAGUGCGGCAUGUAACUCUCUUGCUGCUGUUUCUUCAUGUGAAAAGUCGCUGAAAAAUCGAGGUUGGCUUGAUGUUGUU